CCAUAAUCGUGUGGAAGAUAUUGAUAUUUUGGUGGCGGCCGCAGGGCUAUCUUCGUCAUUACAACAAAACGUCAUUUAAGUUAGGCUCUUCCACUUAAAAAGCAGCCUUCAUCACAGGCUUGUGGCUGCCUUAUAGAUUGGCAACAGCCUCUCUCUCUCUCUCUCUCUCUCUCUCUCUCUCUUCAAUAUGGCUGUAACAGAUUUCUUCGCCGGCGAGAUAGCCACAGAGCUUCUGAAACAGCUGGCCCUCAUAGCCCGAAAAUCGGCAUCGUGUCGGUCGAGCGCCAAGCAGCUCAUGGAUUACAUCAAUGACCUUCUCCCGAUCAUCCAAGAAAUCAAGCUGACCGGCAACGAGCUCUCGCAGCACCGGCAGCGGCAACUCGACACCUUCUCCCAGACUCUUUCUGGCGGCCUCGAAUUGGCCAACAAAGUCCUCAGCUCUCCUCGAUGGAACGUCUACCGUAACAUUCGCUUAGCUCAGAAGAUGGAGAAGUUGGAGAAGAACGUUUCCAGAUUCUUGAACGGCACUGUCCAGCUUCACGUGCUGGCAGAUGUGCAUCACGUGAGGUUUGAUACGGCGGAGAGGUUUGAUCAGCUGAACUGGAAGCUGGGGGCGAUGAAGAUCGGCGUCGACGGAGACGGAGGGUGCUUGGGAGCGGCGGUGAAGAGGGUGGAGGAGCAAGAGAGGUGGUGCGAGGAUAAUUUGGUCAAUCUGGGGUGCACCGGAUUGGAGCUCGGUAAGAUGAAGGUGAAGGAGAUGUUGAUGGCCAAUCAUCACAACGUCGUUGGGAUUCAUGGAAUCGGCGGCAUAGGCAAAACUACCCUCGCUAGAGAAAUAUGCAAAGAUGAUCAAAUCAAAAGUUAUUUCAAUAGGGUAUUUUUUCUGACUGUUUCUCAAUCUCCUAAUGUGGAGCAACUCAAGUCAAAGAUAUGGGAAACGGUAUCAGGGAGUAGCAUAGUCGGUAACGGGAGCAUGGGGCUUCUUCCCCAACUAAAAUUCGGAUGCGAUGUUGAAAGCUGUGCAAGAACAACUCUGUUGGUUCUUGAUGAUGUCUGGAAACAAUCUGUUGUGGAACAACUACUGAUAAAAAUUCCGGGCUGCAAAAUCCUGGUGGUUUCGCGGCUCAAGUUCCCGCCAUCAGUUGUCGACUGCUCCUACGAACUCGAUCUGCUGGCUGAAAAUGAGGCCAUGUCUCUCUUCUGCCACUUCGCCUUCGGCCAAACUUGCUUACCUGUGAGUGUUGAUGAGGAUUUGGUGAAGCAGGUGGUGGAUGAAUGCGGAAGACUCCCACUGGCUCUAAAAGUGAUCGGAGCAUCACUAAAAGGGCAGUCGGAGAUGUCGUGGACGAGCGCUAAGAGCCGGCUAUCGCGAGGGCAGCCUCUGAGCGAGUCCCACCAAGUGCAACUGCUGGAACGGAUGAAAAUGAGCAUCGACAAUCUGUCUGAGACGGAGAGGAUGUGUUUCUUGGAUUUGGGUGCCUUCCCUGAAGACAAGAGAAUCCCGCUUCACAUUCUCAUCAAUAUGUGGGUGGAGCUUCAUGACAUCCCUGAAGAAGAAGCCUUCACUGUAUUAGUCCAGCUUUCCGACAAGAAUCUGCUUACACUAGUCAAAGAUGCUAGGUCGGGAGAAAAAUAUAGCAGUUACUAUGAGAUAUCCGUUUACCAGCACGACGUGCUUCGCGAUCUAGCAAUACAUCUCAGCAAUGAUGGCCCCGUCAAUCUACGGAAACGGUUACUCAUGCCCAGAAGAGAAGCAGGGCUUCCCAGAGAGUGGGAGAGGAAUACAGAUCAGCCCUUCAACGCUCAAGUCAUAUCCAUACAUACAGGUGAAAUGGGUGAGAUGGAGUGGUUAGACAUGGAGUGCCCGAAAACCGAAGUGGUGGUGCUGAAUUUCUCAUCCUCUGAAUACUUCCUGCCGCCGUUUCUGGAGAGGAUGCCCCGUCUAAGGGCUCUUAUAUUGAUAAACCACAACGCCUCCAACGCCCAUCUCCACAACACCUCAGUCUUCAGCAGCUUAACCAAUCUGAGGAGCCUCUGGUUCGAGAAGAUCUGUCUGCCACUACUGCCGGACACCACGAUCCCCUUGAAGAAGCUGCAGAAGGUGUCGCUAGUCCUAUGCGACAUAAGCAAAACCGUGGAGGAGCAUUCGGUGCUGGGCCUAGCCCUCCUCUUCCCGCAUCUCUCGGAGCUCACAUUGGACCACUGCAUCAACUUGACGGAGCUGCCCACCAGCAUAUGCGGGAUGCCGACGCUGACGAGCCUCAGCGUCACCAACUGCGACAGCCUGGAGGCGCUGCCGGCCGAGUUGGGCAGGCUGAGCUCGCUGGAGAUCUUGAGGCUGUCGGCGUGCCCGAGCCUCAAGAGGCUGCCGGCGGGAGUGGGAAACCUGGACCGGCUCAAGUACCUGGACGUGUCGCAGUGUGUGAACCUGGGGGGGCUGCCGGAGAAGAUUGGCGGGUGCCGCAGCCUUGAGAAGAUCGACAUGAGAGAGUGCCCGCAGAUGAGGAGGGUGCCGGAGUCGGUGGCGUUCCUGCAUUCGCUGCGGCGCGUGGUGUGCGAUGAAGAGGUGUCGGGGCUCUGGAAACACAUGGAGAAGGCGAGGCCGGGUCUGUGUCAAGUGCCUCAGGAAUGCUUUACUCUCGACUGGCUCGCUGACUGAGAGAGUGAGUCACCAUAUUAGAACUCCCAUUUGCUGUAAAUAUCAACAAUCUCAGCGUUUUAAUUAGACUACACUUUUUCCUUUUUUACCUCAAUUAAAUCCCUUCAAAUUCA
Molecule: messenger RNA, 2772 nt
Organism: Salvia miltiorrhiza (redroot sage)
Lineage: Eukaryota; Viridiplantae; Streptophyta; Magnoliopsida; Lamiales; Lamiaceae
Product: probable disease resistance protein At4g33300
Exons: 6
Coding region: 188-2659 (823 amino acids)
Biological process (GO): defense response to fungus
Molecular function (GO): ADP binding
Source: RefSeq, a predicted model, not a curated record